AAAAUUAAAUAAUUCGAAAACUAAAAUAAUUAAAUUAAUUCCAAAAUUACAUAAAAAAAAAUAUAUACUGUGCCAAAACCAUUACUUUUUGUACACUAAUUGAAGUUAAUCUUGAGAGAAAUAAAAAAAAAACACAAAUAUACACAAAAUAAUUUCCUCACACUAACGGUAAAGAAAACAUACAUUUCCGCAUUUAAGGCAGUCAUUAAGUACAUACACAACGGCAAAAACUAAUCACAGAAAUUGCAGCUAAUCUCCGCUGCAAUAAAAUAAAACAGCAAAAGCAGCAGCUACAACAACAACAAAAACAACAACAACAAUGGAUGCCACCAGCAGAAACGCCACCCCCAUAAAUCAAAACGCUUCCACCAUCACUGCCAGCAUCAACUCGCAUCCUAAUGCUAAUAGCAACAACAAAAUUCACAACAACACAGCUUCCAGCAACAAUAUUACGAAUUGUUCUGUUGUCUUCGAGAAUGGCACAAUCAUGGGUGCCGUCUAUGAGUAUAAUAUGAGUUACAACAACACCAGUACGAGCAAUUGUAGCAUAAGUAGCAGCAACAACACUAGCCAAAGUACCAGCAGUACAAAUAGCAACAACAAUAACAGCAACAGCAGCAGCAUUAGUAGCCAUAGAAAUAGCUGCUAUUACCAAGAGCCGGAAGGGCAGUUUGCCAGCAUACCGGAGAUUGUAAUCAACGGCAGCUACAACAGUCAUCAGAAUCUUCAACAACAACAACAACAGCAACAGCAGCGGCAACAGCGCCCGGAGCAACACAAACAACAACAACAACAACAACAACAACACAGCUGUAGCAGCAGCAGCAAUUGUGAUGAUUCUGCCAUUGAAAGCACCGCACUACUCUCCGCCAUCGACAACACCACCAACCACUCCCACUCCCACUCCCACUCCAACUCUGACUUCAACAGUACCUCCGCUCGAAUGAAUGGCAUUGUAGAUAUGGACAACGUUGAACAGCUCGACGCUGUUGUGGUGAUGAACGAUGAAUUCGAACAAUUCAUGCUAAAUCGCAGUACCUCCGAUAGCAAUAUACUCGAGUCGAGUAUUUAUAGCGAGCUCCAGUUUCCGCCCUCAAUUGGUAGUAUUAGCAUUGGUGGUGGCAGCAGUAUUAACGGUGCAGGUGCUGGUAGUGUGGGUGGCGAUUGUGUGGGCCCAACAAUAACAGCACAACAACAGCAGCAAUGUCAACUGUCCACGGCACGCGCCCAACUGCAAAUGCCGCCACCAGUAGCGACACCAACCAAUAUCUCCACCACUGCCAAUAACAACCACAAUGCCAGCGUAGCCGAACUAGCCGACUUGCUAAAUACGAGCACCUGUUCGCGUGAUUCAUCGUCGCGUGCCAGCAAACGUUCACGUACGCGCAAGUCGCACAAGUCUACGGGCAACAGCGGCAGUGGCGGCGGCGGCGGUGGCGCCAUCAACAACAAGGCAAAGUGGAGCGCAAAUGUAGCUGCGAAUGUUGGCGCACAGGGCGCUGCCACUGCAGCGGCAACAGCCUAUCCACCUCAAUAUACAGCCAUCUUUCUGGAUAAUGGUAAUGCGGCUGCCAAUGCAAUGGGACAGAUUGCAAAUGCGGCAGCCGCCGGCUCGCCAUACUUGAAUGCACCUAUUGUGGAUGCGGCAACGGCAGCGGCGUAUUUGCAACAACAGCCAUAUCAGCUGAUUACAACGGCGACGACACCAUAUCCGCAUCUCAGCAGGCAUCUGCGCCACAGUUCAACUCUUCCUAUUUAUCGGCGCUUCAUUGACGGACCCACCCGCGCCACAACUAUUGUUGGUGACAAUCAGCUUGGCGUUAUUAUUGGGCCACCGGUUGGUGGAGCAGCGGAAGCGGAUGGGGACUCUGGGCCGGUGGCGAACGGUGCAACUACACUGGUUGGUGGUGCUGCCACCGCCGUCACCUCGACCUUCCGCAAAUGCCUCUCGCGGCCGAUGGUGCCCUUUAUUAUCGGCAUAUUUGCGCUUGGCGGCGCCGCGUGUACGUUGGGUGGCGUGGUGCUCGGUGCGACGGGCCUCAUCGAGCAUACCACACAAUAUUUGAGCGCUUCACUGCUGAUGAUCGGUAUUGGUUUGUCAUUGCUUAUUGUUGGUGGCAUUAUUUGGCGCUUAUGUACACCGUUGGAUACGGAUGAGUGUCCCUGCUAUCGACUGAUGGAGACUUGCCGCAAUUGCAAUAGUCCCUAUUGUAAUAAUCGUAUACUGCCCGGUGGUUAUUUGUAUCCCGAGUUUCAACAUCGUCCGCCACCGCCAUCAUAUUUGACGUCACUGCACGAAUGUGCGGCAAUUGGUUUAAUCAAUGGUGCUGUCUACAGCGGUAUACGUGUGAAUACGCCCCCGCCACUGUAUCGUUCCACGAACUCUUUAAGCGUUUUCGUGCCCGGUUCAAAUAGCAAUACACACACACUAACAACGAAUACACCGACAACCACCUUCACUCCCACCACAGUCAUGCCAAAUAAUACAAAUCAACCAACACAGACGCAAAUUGGGCCACCCAAUUAUAAUAGCAGUAGUGGUAAUAGUAUGAGUACGCCACCACCACCGCCAGCCUCAACAGCAACACCAACACCAACGCCACCUGUCGCGCUAUCCAACGCAACGUCGUCAACGACGACAACAGCAGCGGCUGAACCGCUGUUGCCGCCCAGCGAGCAAACGGCGCUGAUUGAAAAUUCACAAACGCAGGAGGAGACUCGGCAGGCGAUACAAGCAACAUUGACCAAAGAGAUCAAUUAUCUGGAAUUGGACUAAAGUUAGGAAAAGCAAUAACUAAGCUGAAAAACAAAAAAAAAAA
Molecule: messenger RNA, 2819 nt
Organism: Ceratitis capitata (Mediterranean fruit fly)
Lineage: Eukaryota; Metazoa; Arthropoda; Insecta; Diptera; Tephritidae
Exons: 5
Coding region: 320-2776 (818 amino acids)
Source: RefSeq, a predicted model, not a curated record